This is a messenger RNA of Xiphophorus hellerii (green swordtail), 1276 nucleotides long. Its product is annotated as piggyBac transposable element-derived protein 4-like. The transcript is spliced from 2 exons. The record is from RefSeq and is a predicted model, not a curated record. Lineage: Eukaryota; Metazoa; Chordata; Actinopteri; Cyprinodontiformes; Poeciliidae. Bases 40 to 849 code for a protein of 269 amino acids.
AAGACUCACACUGCAAAUGAGCAUGGGCUGUCUUAUGAUAUGGUAAUGAAACUUAUUCAGCCAUCUUAUCUUGGCACCGGCUACCAUAUUUACAUGGACAAUUUUUAUACCAGUCCUACACUGUUCAAGGACCUGGCCAGCAAAAAGUUUGGAGCUUGUGGCACUUAUAGGGAAUCCAGGAAGGGAUGCCCUAAAGGGAGGCCAAAUGCUCUCACUAAAAAAAGUGGAAGAGGAUCAGUGAGAUGGAUCAGAGAGGGCCCAGUGGUCUUUGUGAAGUGGAUGGACACACGGGAGGUGUCUGUCUGCUCAACUAUCCAUCCUGCGUUUUCAGGUGAGACGGUGCAAAGGAGGGUGAAGAAUGAAGUGAAACGCUGGAUUGUGAAAGACAUUCCAUGUCCUACACCAGUCAUGGCGUACAAUAAAUACAUGGGUGGGGUUGACCUGUCUGAUCAACUCAUCCAGUAUUACUCUGCACAACGGAAAACUUAUCGUUGGUACAAGACUGUGCUUAUGCAUUUGGUUGACAUUGCCACAGCAAAUGCCUACAUCCUACACCAAGAGUUGUGCAAAGCCAAAGGAGUGAAGCCCAUGACACACAAAGACUUCAAUGUGGAGAUGGCCAGUCAGCUUUGUAGUGUGGACAUGGCAGGUGUUCCAAGGAGAAAGGCAGCUGAACACAUUCCUGUGCCCAUUAGUGCUCAGCAAAAUGCCAGAAACGGCAGACUGCAGUGCAGACACUGCCUCCAGGUGAACAAAGUCAGGAAGGACACACAGUGGAAAUGUGAGGGCUGUGAUGUGCCAUUGUGCCUUCUGAUUGACAGAAACUGCUUUGCACAGUGGCACAAGUAAUUUGUGAUGGAGAUAUUGACAUAUUUUGUAAAUAGUUGUAAAAAAAACGCCUGGGAAAUUACCCACAAUAUGGUGAAAAUAUGACUAGUAAUUUGUUUUUUACUAAGUUUGUACAAAAGUUCUUAAAAUUUACCCAAAAACUUUUCAUGUUAGGCUGUAAAAAUGGUUUGUUCAACAUUUUUGUGAAUAUUAUAGUAAAAAUAUCAAUAUUUUUUCUACUCGGAUUUUGUUUCUGUGUGUGUUUUUUGCUCCAAUGUGAUAAUAAAUUUUGUCAAAAUGAAACAAACACUGUAAAAUCACAAAGUUUAGGAUGUUCUGAAAAUAAUGAUACCAAACAAGGUAAGGUAAAUAGUUUUUAUGGUGAAAAUAUAAGGGUAAAUUCAAAAUUAGACCAAAACGGCCAUUUAGACCCAAGACUCCAAAGGGU